AUAGACUUGUCCUAUGAUUCAGCAAUACCACUCCUGGUCAAUGAGUCAAGCAGAAAAUUAUGGAAUCAACAAUACUUCACUUUAACAUUUCCCAAACCACCCCAGCCAGGUAGAAAAAAGAGAUCAAGACCUUCAGAAUUACAAAUCACAGUUCCUAGACAUGACAAAAGAAAUUUAGAGGAAGUUCAGAAGCCAGCUCAUAUAUGGAUAAGGCAUUCUUUAAGAAAAAAUUUUCCGAGGCCAUCUAUUUACUUAACUGUCAGGAGACAGACUUCAUUCAGACAUCCUUAUUCUCCUAUAACCCAUCCUAAAAAGGCACAAACUAAAAGGUCCAAAGAUGACAAUAAAGGAACAACUCUGAAGAAAGUUUCCAAAAAAAAUACAGGCUCACAUGAAACAACUCCAGAAUACAAGAAAACAGUAAAUGAUGAUAAACCUAAAAGAGGAAAUGAAACAGAUAAUACUCCAUCAAAAUCAUCCCAUGAAAGUAAACUAUCUGAGAAGUCAAAGUGUAAAUCAGAAACAAUCCCAGAAUCCAAAUAUUCUAAUUCAAUCUCAAUAAAACAUCAAAAAAAGGAUAAGAGAGAUUCAAAAAAUUCCAAGGAGACAGAUAUUGAAUCCAUAUGUACAAAGAAGUAUUCUAAGAGCUCAAAACACAAUUUGGAUGUCGAAUCAGAGACUAGCUCAAAAAGUAGUUCAAAUAUGGAUUCAGUGAUGUGUUUUGAAGAGUCUGGUGCUGAACCCAUGGAAUUUGAUAUGUGGUUAAAGAAUUACUCACAGAACAAUUCAAAGAAGCCUCCAAAGAAGGAUGCAAAAAAGGAUGCAAAGAAGGGUUCUGAUGCUGAAUCUGUAGAUUCAAAAGAUGCAAAGAAAGAGUCAAAGAAGGGUAAGAAAGAUGGUAAAAAAGAUGAUAAGAAAAAGGGUGCAAAGAAGGAUGCUGGGUCCACUGAUGCAGAAUCUGGAGACUCAAAGGAUGCAAAGAAAGAUUCAAAGAAGGGUAAGAAAGAUGGUAAGAAAGAUGAUAAGAAAAAGGAUGCAAAGAAGGAUGCUGGGUCUACUGAUGCAGAAUCUGUAGACUCAAAGGAUGCAAAGAAAGGUAAGAAAGAGUCAAAGAAAGAUGAGAAGAAAAAAGAUGCCAAGAAGGAUGCAGAGUCUACUGAUGCAGAAUCUGUAGACUCAAAGGAUGCAAAGAAAGAUUCAAAGAAGGGUAAGAAAGAUUCAAAGAAAGUUGGCAAGAAAAAGGAUGUCAAGAAGGACACCAGUUCUACUGAUGCUGAUUCUGAAUCUGAAAGGGAUUUUAAAAAGGGUAAAAAAGAUUCAAAGGAGAAGAAAGGUUCAAAGAAAGAUGUCAAAAAGAAGUCUGCAAUGAAGUCUGAAGAGUCUACUGAAACUGAGUCUGACUGGGAGUCAAAGAAGGAUAGAAAAGAUGCAAAGAAAAUUAUGCAAGAUUCAAAGAAAGGCGCCAGGAAGGAUGCAAUAAAGGACGUAGAGUCUACUGAUGCUGAAUCUGAUGUGUCUUCCAAGAAAGACCUAAAGAAGCCCCAAAUAGUCAGAAGCUCAGAUGCUGAAUCUGAAGAGUCACUGUAUAAACUUGGGCCUAAAAAGAGAGAAGCUGAUGAAUCAGAUGCCACAUCUACAGAUUCAAAGAAGGAAGCACAGAAUCUAAAGAGAGAAUUCAAAAUGCCAUCCAGAAGGACUACAUUCAAACAAAAAGAAAAAAAAAUAGGUGCAGGUAGAGUUCCUCCAUCAAGGGAAAGACCACCACUACCUCCUUGUGAGCCUUUACUGCCAUCACCUAGGGUCAAACGUCUCUGUCAGUGCCAGAUGCCUCCUCCACCUCCAAAACCGAGAUAUGCUCCUUUGGCUUUGUAUCUUUACCCUGUUUUGGAAGCUCAGCUUGCUGUUUCCAGAGGCCCUCCAUUGGCGCCCUCUUCUGUGCUGCUCCCAGUACCUGUCGGCAAGCAGAUCGAGCCUCCUCCCAACACAGGGUCAGGUGCAGCUCUCCUUUGCUGUGGGCGGGUGGGUCACUGCCCCUCCCGAUGCCACAGUCAGAUGAUGCAGACAGGCCAGGUAGGAGGGCGGGUCGUGUCCUCUCCCAGCACCAUGGUCAGGGGCUGCGUUCCUGCCGGAAAGGCUGGGGGCCACCCGCCCUCUCCAGAGACAGUCGCUCCGCUGCUCUGUGCAGCUCUGCUCUCCGCCUCAGGUUGGCGCUCUGCAGGGGCCCCAGAAGGGGGAGAAAGAUCAAAGGGGAUUGAAAAGGUUUUUGAAGGAAUCAUGACCGAAAACUUCCCAAACUUAAAGAAGGAAUCAGAUAUCCAAGUACAGGAAGCUCAGAGGGUCCCAAACAGGAAGAACCCAAGUAGACCCACACCAAGACAUAUCAUAAUCAAGAUGGCUAGAGACAAGGAUAAAGAAACGAUUCUAAAGGCAACAAGAGAAAAGCAAAGGAUUUUUGGCGUCUCUACCUUUUGGAGAGGACGAUGUUCUGUCGGAGUUCUGCAGGUGCUCUGGUUAGCUGAGUGGGUCUGUGGAUUGCCUGUAGGCAAGCAGAUUGCACCUCCUCCCAACACUUGGUCAGGUGCUGCUCUGCUUCACUGUGGGCGGGCAGGACACUCACCCUCCUGGUGCCUCAGUCAGAUGUUGCUGAUGGGCUAUGUUGGCGGGCGGAUCACGACCCCUGCCAGCACUGAAGUUAGGUACUGCAUUCCUGCCCGAAAGGCCGGUGGCCACCCGCUCUCUCCCGGCGCCAGUGCGCCCCCGCUCUGUGCAGCUGCCCACUCUUCCUCAAGUCAGCACUCCGUAGGCGGGCUUGGGGAAGACCACAGAACAGCCCCACCCUUGCUCUGUGUCAAAACUUACCUCCUUGUUUGUCUUGGUGAUGCGAGUUCUCUGAGGGACCAGGGUGGAAGGAUCCUAUCUGCCUCAGGCUGUAAACAAGUCUCCCUCUGGCCUUUGAAGCUGCUAAGCCCUUAG
Messenger RNA from Camelus dromedarius (Arabian camel), 2973 nucleotides. It is a transcript of the gene CYLC1, whose product is annotated as cylicin 1. Gene Ontology annotation, cellular component: acrosomal matrix; nucleus. Gene Ontology annotation, molecular function: structural constituent of cytoskeleton. The record is from RefSeq and is a predicted model, not a curated record. The annotation marks the transcript as partial. The transcript is spliced from 7 exons. Lineage: Eukaryota; Metazoa; Chordata; Mammalia; Artiodactyla; Camelidae.